Molecule: messenger RNA, 363 nt
Organism: Angiostrongylus costaricensis
Lineage: Eukaryota; Metazoa; Nematoda; Chromadorea; Rhabditida; Metastrongylidae
Source: the annotation of a GenBank genome assembly
AUGGACGGAGAGGAGAACACGUGGCAUGGCGAUCAGAGGAAUGUGAACCUCAUUCAAAUGCCACCGCUGUCAUCACCGUCGACAGCGCCGUCAUCGCGCAAACGCACAGGACCGUCCAUUGGUUCCCAAAGAUUCGCCGUCGUUGUCGAGUGCUUUUCAGUUUAUCACGAGCGAAAGUUGUUGUCUUCAGUCAUUCCGAAGCUUCUUUUCACUAGAAGCAGUAGAAUUGGCUUCUGCUCCUCCGCAAUCUUUCCUAUUUACAAUCUUAUUCUGGUCAUGGAUCAGACUAUUCGGACCAAAUCUUCUAUCCCUGUGGCUAUGAACGUAAAUUUAGAUUUAGAUCGUGGAUAUUUGCAGACAUAG